UUGGAGGCGGUAGUGAUGGUAGGGUCGCAGCCAAUCCAUAGGUGUUCUGUUGCCAAGCCAAGACCAAGCGUCGUAGCGAACUGUACAGCAGCCGAAACACGCCUACGCGCCUACGCUGCACCUACACGCUUCACGCCGAUAGCAAAGGCUGGCAGCCCGGUGCCUACAUCACCAGUAGCUCGCAAACUCCACUUCAUAGCUGACAUGGCAUCAGGGGAGGAUGGUUCCAAGAGAAAAGUUGCGUUAAUUUCGGGGAUUACUGGGCAGGAUGGAUCAUACCUUGCAGAAUUUCUUCUUGGAAAAGGCUAUGAAGUUCAUGGAAUAAUUCGUAGAUCCAGCUCUUUCAACACGGGUCGGAUUGAGCAUCUGUACAAAGACCCCAAGACCCAUCAACAAGGAUCUAUGCAACUCCACUAUGGUGACCUAACGGACAGCUUGUGUUUAGUGAAGCUUAUUAGGCAGACAAAUCCCACAGAAAUAUACAACUUAGGUGCCCAAAGUCAUGUAAAAGUCUCUUUCGACUUGAGUGAGUACACAGCCAAUGUGGAUGCAAUUGGCACUCUGCGCAUCUUGGAAGCAAUCAGGGUAUGUGGUUUGGAGCACAAGGUGAAGUUCUAUCAGGCUUCAACUAGCGAGCUAUAUGGAAAAGUGCAAGAGAUACCACAAAAAGAGACAACACCAUUUUAUCCUAGGUCACCAUAUGGUGUUGCAAAACUGUAUGGGUACUGGAUUGUUGUUAACUACCGGGAAGCCUACGACAUGUUUGCCGUAAAUGGCAUACUCUUCAAUCAUGAGAGUCCCAGGAGAGGUGAGACAUUUGUGACAAGAAAAAUUAGUAGAUCCGUUGCAAAGAUCCAUUUGGGCCAAUUGGAAUGCUUUGAGCUUGGCAACCUAGACUCGAAGCGAGAUUGGGGCCAUGCAAAGGAUUAUGUUGAGGCUAUGUGGCUAAUGCUUCAAGAAAAGGAGCCGAGUGAUUUUGUGAUUGCCACUGGUGAAUACCACAGUGUCCGAGAGUUCGUUGAAGUGGCCUUCAAGCACAUUGGCCGAACUAUUGUGUGGGAAGGCUCAGGCCUUGAUGAAGUUGGAAAAGAGAAAGAAAGUGGCGCUGUUCGAAUAAAGGUCAACCCAAAGUAUUUUCGCCCCGCAGAAGUGGACUUCUUGCUUGGAGAUGCCACCAAGGCCAAGGAGAAACUUGGUUGGGAAAGGAGAAUCUCGUUUCAGGAGCUAGUCAAAGAAAUGGUGGAUUCUGACAUUGCCUUGAUGAAGAAGAACCCUUCUGCUUAGGACCUCUUCAGAAGUUGUGCCUGCCAGAAUGUGAUCUAUUUACAUGGAUCCUCGGAAGGACAUUCCUUUAAAAGACUGAGGAGAUGGUGCAGUUCACAUGCCCUCAAAGGGCACAGUCAUUUUUAUAAACAGUGUUUUUUCAUACCAUUACUUGGAGAACUUGGCACCCACUAUACUGGUGCCGAUUUACUGGGCAAGCGAGUAUGGGGAUUUUUUUUUUUACCAACUUUUUUGUUGUGUUCUUGUUUUACUUGUUACAAGGGAGGGCAUUAUUUUUACUAUCUACAAUAUAUCUGGUUGUUGCAAACCAAGAAUGGGAUCCUGGUACCUGUGAUGUUGGGAACAAAAAAAAAGUUUUCGUGCCGAAUUUUUUUACCAAGUAAUAAAAAAGCUGUGAGCAAAAA
This is a messenger RNA of Dermacentor silvarum, 1688 nucleotides long. RefSeq names its product GDP-mannose 4,6 dehydratase (gene Gmd). The coding region runs from base 16 to 1284 and encodes 422 amino acids. Gene Ontology annotation, biological process: GDP-mannose metabolic process. The transcript has 11 exons. The record is from RefSeq and is a predicted model, not a curated record. Lineage: Eukaryota; Metazoa; Arthropoda; Arachnida; Ixodida; Ixodidae. Gene Ontology annotation, molecular function: GDP-mannose 4,6-dehydratase activity.